AUGGCGCAGCGAGGACUGAAGAAGUUUGCGACUGAUCAUUCCAAAACGUUCCGGAGACGGAUUAAACGUGGGAUCCCGAAUCGUUACCGAUGGGUGACUUGGCAGAUUCUAACAGGUAUGGACGAGUUUUUGAAGUCGACAAAAUGCGCAAUGUUGAUACCUGAGAUAUUUGGAACACCUGUAUUGCCUCGAUGCGAUGGUCCUGGUGUAGGAGAUUUUUCUGGUGCUAUUAAGGGAGACCCUUCUGUCAACGGAGACCCUUCAGUCAACGGAGACCCUUCAGUGGGCAGUUCAAUGGCUGGUUCAAUGGCCGGUUCGGUGCACUUGGCCCCUGUCGACCCGAGCGAGCUUUCAGAAGAGAAGGUGAAGGCGCGUGCUUUCGCCAAGUUCCAGCAAGAACUGGCCCGGAGGACGGAUGAGUACAAGAAGCAGCUGUUGAAGAACAAUCGACACAUCGCGCACGUUUCCGGAAUUGCCGCAGUUCAAUAA
Gregarina niphandrodes is the source of this 489-nucleotide messenger RNA. RefSeq lists its product as hypothetical. The coding region runs from base 1 to 489 and encodes 162 amino acids. The transcript has 2 exons. Lineage: Eukaryota; Apicomplexa; Conoidasida; Eugregarinorida; Gregarinidae. The record is from RefSeq and is a predicted model, not a curated record.